Molecule: messenger RNA, 1413 nt
Organism: Closterium sp. Yama58-4
Lineage: Eukaryota; Viridiplantae; Streptophyta; Zygnematophyceae; Desmidiales; Closteriaceae
Source: the annotation of a GenBank genome assembly
AUGGUCAGUCGAGAAGAGGAGGACCGCACUGGGAGCAUGUAUGCAAACAAAUCUGCUGCCAAUGGUGGUGCGGUUGGUGGUGCUGACGAUGCGGGAAGCAGUGCUGCUGCUGGUGGUGACACUCGUGGUGCUGGCACUGGUGUUGGCAGUGCUGUGGGUAAUGGUGGAAGAGGAGGUGAGUUUCACAAUGGUAGUCACGGGCAGGUGAGGGAGGAGAAGGAGGAGUUGAAAGAAGUGGAUGAGGGCACGGGAACGAGCACACUAUCCCCUACCGGCAGCAGUGUUAGCACCUAUGAGCUUUCAGCCAUGGAUUUUCCCGAGUCUGACAGCUUCGGCAGCCAAGCCUCCACCUCAGCUCCGGCAGCCGUAGCAAGGCCUGGAAGGCCAGGAAGUCUGGGCCGAGGCAGGGGUGCAGGUACGGGGAUCCUUGCUGGUGUUACCAUGGCUCCAGGCCCGAGAUUAGCCAGCAGCCCUGCCCUUGCAUCCUUCCACAGGAGAGGCCGCGGCUCCUUUGGCAGCGGCGGCAGCGGCGGCGCCGGUACUGGCAGUUCCGGGGGCCCUGGCUGGGCGAGUGGUGGGGCUGGUUAUGUGGCUGCUGGUGGUGGGGUUGGUGGUGGGGCUGGUUAUGUGGCUGCUGGUGGUGGGGUUGGUGGUGGGGCUGGUUACAUGGCCGCUGCUGGUGGGGCUAUUGCUACCAGUGGAAGCGGGGGCAGCGGCGGCGCCGGUACUGGCAGUUCGGGUGGCCCUGGCUGGGCGAGUGGCGGGGCUGGUUACAUGGCUGCUGGUGGGGUUGGUGGUGUGAUGAGUGGUGUGGUGGGUGGUGGCGCUAUUGCUGCCAGCGGCAGUGGUUCGGUGCAGCAGCAGCAGUACCCGUGGUGGGUGGUGGCGCCUCCCAAUGCCCAGUGCCGCGCCGAGGAGAUCCGCAUUGAGUUCUAUGUCUCACCCGCUAUACCGCUCACCAGCAAGGGCAGGGAGCAGGGGGAGGCGCUGGGGCGAUACCUGUUGGAGUUCCAAGGAGUGAUGUUUGACGAGGUGUUUGCCUCUCCCAUCCCCAGAGCAUGGGAGACUGCUUAUGCCACAUGCCAGGAGCUAGGCUUCCCACCCAGCCUAAUGCGAGAGGCAGAUGAAUUAAAGGAGCAGAGCUGCGGGCAGUGGGAGGGGAAAAAUCGGGCAGAUGUGUUCCCCACUGACGCCUCUCUCCCACGAAUCACAAGCGCCCAGCCGGAUUUUUUCUGCCCGGGGGGGGAGUCACAGCGGCAGGUUGAAUUCCGAAUGGUUGAGUUUCUCAACCGUCUCGCAGUCUCGGGCUCCUCCUCACUUUUAGCUAAAAGCCGCUCCAUGCCGCCCAACGCUCCUCCCAUCCCACCGUACCGCAUCGGCAUCUUCUCGCACUCCACUGCAAUCAACCAAUAG